This is a messenger RNA of Phascolarctos cinereus (koala), 1725 nucleotides long. RefSeq names its product prostaglandin-E(2) 9-reductase-like. The record is from RefSeq and is a predicted model, not a curated record. NCBI's taxonomy places the organism in Eukaryota, Metazoa, Chordata, Mammalia, Diprotodontia, Phascolarctidae. Gene Ontology annotation, molecular function: oxidoreductase activity.
AGUAGUCUUUGCCACAGCGUGAGAGGUUUCUGACUUUGCACAGAACUGACCUGACCUGUGAGGUGAAAGAAAUGGCUCUUUCCAGCUCUCAUAGGGUGACAAUGAAUGAUGGGAAUACCAUCCCGGUGCUGGGACUUGGUACUUAUGCACCCAGAAGUGUUCCCAAAAGCGAAGGUGAGAUGGCCACAAAGGUGGCUAUUGAGGUGGGCUUCCGCCAUAUUGAUGGGGCUUUCCUAUAUGAAAAUGAAAAAGAAGUUGGACAGGCAAUCCGCGCGAAGAUUGCCGAUGGGACAGUGACCAGAAAGGACAUAUUCUACACCGGGAAGCUUUGGAAUACAUACCACCGCCCAGAAUUGGUCAGGCCUGCCUUGGAAGAGACGCUGAAAAACCUCCAGCUUGAUUACAUUGACCUUUAUAUUAUCCACUGCCCCAUGUCUUUUAAACCUGGCAAAGAUAUGUUCCCAUUCGAUGAAAAUCAGAAAGUUAUCAGUGACUCUGUGGAUUUGCGUGAUACUUGGGAGGCCAUGGAGAAAUGUAAGGAUGCAGGCCUCGUGAAAUCCAUUGGAGUGUCCAACUUCAACCGCAGGCAAUUGGAGAUGAUCCUGAAUAAACGUGGGCUUAAGUAUAAACCUGUCUGCAAUCAGGUGGAAUGCCAUCCUUACUUGAACCAGAGCAAAUUGUUGGAGUUCUGCAAGUCAAAUGAUAUCAUUUUGGUAGCAUAUAGUGCCUUGGGAACCCACAGAGAGGCUGCAUGGGUAGAUCAAAAUUCUCCCCUUGUCCUAGAAGACCCAGUGCUGGGAGCCAUUGCUAAGAAGCACAAUCGAACCCCAGCCCAGGUUGCUAUUCGAUACCAGAUUCAGCGAGGGGUGGUAGUCUUGGCAAAGAGCUUCACUGAAAAGCGGAUCAAAGAGAACUUUCAGGUGUUUGACUUCCAGUUGACUCCAGAAGACAUGAAAGCCAUUGAUGGCCUUAACAAAAACCUUCGUUACCUAACCUUUAAUCAAUUCCAAGACAUUCCCAACUAUCCUUUUAAUGAUGAAUAUUAAUGAAGUUUUGACUCAGAAGAUUUGUGGCCCUAAGACAUUGCAGUUCCUUUCAAAGGAAUAGCUUGCAUUCUGCUGGUUUUUAUGGAAAUUAAAUCCAGUAUUAUGGUUAAGUCAUGCACCAUGGCUAAACCUACACCAAAGCACAGGUUAAAGGCAGUUGUUCUAUUAUAAGCUCUGCCUUUCCUGCCCUCAAGAAGACAGAUAUGAUGGUACACAUUUAUGUAGCAUUUCAAAGUUUACCAUACAGUAGUGAAAGUAUUAUCCACUUUUUUUCUGAGAAAGGUAACCUUUCCUCAGAGAGAUUGUAUCAGAGUUAGCAUCUGGCUCACAGUCUUACUCUUUCCUGAGAUCUUACCAUUAUUUGAAGUACUUCAACAUAUCAAUAUUGAUAUCUCCUCCAGCAUCCUAACUACUCAAUUCCUUAAUUUCCUCAACUCUCAUGGACAACUUCUUCACUGUACCACCCAUAUAGUAGUGUAGAUGUGCUGUCCUAGGAAUGGCAGUCCCCUUCAGUUCUCUACAAUUUCAUUACAGCUACUUUUGUAUACAGCAUGAAUGCAGUAAUUUCUGUAACUCUUCUGGAAUGAGAUUUGCCAGUACUAUGGGGUAUGGAAGAAAGCCAAUCAUAUUCAUACAUACAUACAUAUACAUAGUAAGAAAACAAUCACAUGCUAUGAUU